ACCAACUAGGUGGAACUCUACCUACCUCAUGUUAGAAACCGCACAAAAAUUUGAAAAAGUGUUCAUACGUAUGGACUUUGAGGAUGAUAGUUAUUCUUCAUACUUUAUGAACAAGGAGAAUAGUGGUGGUAUGGGAUCUCCUAGUAGUAUUGAUUUUCAAAAUUGUAGGAUAUUUGUGGGGUUUUUGAAGCUUUUUUACAAUGCUACAAAAAAGUUUUCAGGUUCUUUGUAUGUUACUGCCAACACCUUUUUUGAUGAGAUGUUUGUCAUUCAAGAGAAUAUUUCCAAUUUAAGUAAAUCACAAAACCACCUCUUGAAAAACAUGGCAACUAAAAUGGAAUCUAAGUUUGAUAAGUAUUGGGGGAAAGGGGAUAAAAUGAAUCAUCUCUUGUAUGUGGCUGUGAUUCUUGAUCCAAGAAAGAAGUUGAGGUUUUUGAAGUUCUGUUUUUCUGAAAUUUAUGGAAAUAAAGUGGCUGAUGUGAUGGUUGAAUUGGUGAGGGGUGCCUUGGUCAAGUUGUAUGAUUUUUAUUCUCGUGUUGAUUCAUCAAAUGUACAAGUAGCAAGUGAGAGGGAGAGGACACACAUAGAAGGUGAGUCAAUAGGUUGUAGUGAUCCAUAUGUGAUGGUUAAUUCUAGGUUUGAACGGUUUUUGGAGGCUGAGCAGUCCAUAGGGUGUAGCAAUGAGAUUGACAAAUAUUUGGCUGAAAAUUGUGAAAGUAGAAGAGGGGAUGUGAAAUUUGAGAUAUUAGGGUGGUGGAAGGCUAAUUCAGAUAGAUAUCAAGUGCUGUCCAAAUUGGCUAGGGAUGUGCUGGCUGUACCUGUUUCUACUGUUGCUUCUGAGUCAGCGUUUAGUACCGGAGGACGCAUACUUGAUCCAUUUCGGAGUUCACUCUCCCCACUUAUGGUUCAAAAUCUGGUUUGUGCACAAGACUGGCUUCAAGCCUUGGUUCCAAUUUCUUUUCGCAAAUCAAAAGAUGAGGUAGAGGUCUUGGAAGAUGAAUUUCAUGAUUUAGGUAAUAUGUUAACUUCCAAACUUUGUCUAUUAAGUGCUAUUAAAUGUGUCUUAUGCAAAUGAAAUUUAAUCUAAUAGUCUUCAUUUCUUUCUCUUUUCUAGUUAUACAUCAAGCAGCAACAGGUGGUGGAAGUUCAAGCUCAAGCAAAGGUAUCUCAAUUAACAUUGAUGACUAAUCAAAAACUGGGAGGAAGGACACACAUUUUGUAUAGGAGGCAGAUUUUUGGAUGCAAUUUGGAAGUUUUUUUGGACAGUGCUUUUCUAACUGAUAAUUGAUAAAUUAACUCUUGCUUAUAGGAAAGAAAACUUAUUAAGUUUAAUAGGCUUUCUUUUCUAUAAGUCAUGGACUAAACUCUAUAUAGUAGUUGCUCUUUAAAUGUUUUAGAAAA
Molecule: messenger RNA, 1401 nt
Organism: Quercus robur (English oak)
Lineage: Eukaryota; Viridiplantae; Streptophyta; Magnoliopsida; Fagales; Fagaceae
Product: zinc finger BED domain-containing protein RICESLEEPER 2-like
Exons: 2
Coding region: 29-1075 (348 amino acids)
Molecular function (GO): protein dimerization activity; DNA binding
Source: RefSeq, a predicted model, not a curated record